CCGGAGCCGUGCUGGACUCGGUUGUGCGGAGCGGGCGGGAGUGGGGCUGGUGCCCUGUCACAGCGUGGCGGUGACCCUCGCCUCUCCGGAGCGGCACUCACCCUUGUGACGGCCAGAACUGCCAGCUGACUGGGCUGGUUCUUGUUUCACUGGUGUGCUUUGGGGAGCGCGUGUGUUUUACCGUGUAGAGAGCACGGUUUGGGAUCCCUAUGUUAUGGUGGGUAUGGGAUUGCACGUUUUUGGGAGGAUGCCCGUUGGAGAAGGUGGCUCCAACCUCAACCUGUUUUUCUUUCUCAGGUCAUGUAGAAGAGCAGAUUUAAUGUGAAGAUGGGACUCUUGGUGUUUAUGCGUAACCUGCUGCUAGCCCUCUGCCUCUUUCUGGUUCUGGGAUUUCUGUACUAUUCUGCUUGGAAGUUGCACCUUCUCAGAUGGGAGGAUUCAAGUAAAUAUUCACACCUUGAAAAUGGUGCUGAAAAAAAGGGGAAAAUGAACUUGUACUCUUGUGUUACAGAUUCAGUGGUUCUUUCCUUUGACUCCGUUGGACAUACAAUAGGCUCAGAAUACGACAGACUGGGCUUUCUCCUGAACCUGGACUCAAAAUUGCCUCCAGAACUGGCAUUAAAGUAUGCCAAUUUCUCAGAGGGAGUGUGCAAGCCAGGCUAUGCAUCAGCGCUCAUGACUGUCAUCUUCCCAAAGUUCUCGAAGCCGGCACCAAUGUUUUUGGAUGAUUCCUUCAGGAAAUGGGCACGUAUCAGGGACUUUGUACCCCCCUUUGGAAUUAAAGGACAAGAUAAUCUGAUCAAAGCCAUCCUGUCAGCAACCAAAGAUUAUCGUCUAACUCCAGCUCUUGACAGUCUCAGCUGCCGGCGAUGUAUUAUUGUGGGAAAUGGUGGAGUACUUGCAAAUAAGUCAUUAGGGUUAAAAAUUGAUGACUAUGAUGUUGUUGUCAGGCUGAACUCGGCUCCAGUGAAGGGCUUUGAAAAAGAUGUGGGUGGCAAGACAACACUCCGGAUCACAUAUCCUGAAGGUGCAAUCCAGAAAAUGGAGCAGUAUGAGAAGGAUUCCCUGUUUGUUCUGGCAGGAUUCAAAUGGCAGGAUUUCAAGUGGCUGAAAUACAUUGUUUACAAGGAAAAAGUGAGUGCCUCUGAUGGCUUUUGGAAGUCAGUGGCAACCCGUGUCCCAAGGGAACCUCAUGAGAUACGUAUCCUGAAUCCCUACUUCAUCCAGGAGGCAGCUUUCAGCUUCAUCGGACUGCCUUUCAACAAUGGCCUGAUGGGCAGAGGGAACAUCCCCACCUUGGGAAGCGUAGCAAUAACCAUGGCGCUGCACAACUGUGAUGAGGUGGCGGUAGCUGGGUUUGGCUAUGACAUGAGUUCACCCAAUGCACCACUGCACUACUAUGAGAACAUCAAGAUGUCUGCCAUCAAAGAGUCCUGGACGCACAACAUCCAGCGGGAGAAGGAAUUUCUGAGAAAGCUGGUGAAAGCCCGAGUCAUCACUGACCUAACCAGUGGGAUUUGAGUGGCUGCAGCCACUGCAUCCAAGGGAGAAGACAAAGAAAUGCUGCAGCUCUGGGAGCAGGCACUGGCAGCC
Molecule: messenger RNA, 1593 nt
Organism: Cinclus cinclus
Lineage: Eukaryota; Metazoa; Chordata; Aves; Passeriformes; Cinclidae
Gene: ST3GAL3
Product: ST3 beta-galactoside alpha-2,3-sialyltransferase 3
Exons: 12
Coding region: 328-1521 (397 amino acids)
Molecular function (GO): sialyltransferase activity
Source: RefSeq, a predicted model, not a curated record